UCCAAAUACUCCUAUGUCUCAUAAAGUGAUGUCCAGCAGUAAAAAGAUACCAUGUCGACUCUGAGUGUAAGUGAUUUGGUCGGCUUGCCGUGGGACAUAGACGCGAAGACAACUAUUCUUGGGUUACUCGCUGCUUUCGCAACAUAUCGUAUUUAUGUCGUUGUUGGUGGCUUGAAGACCGUUAACAGUCUUCCUGGUCUUCGAUGCAUCUUCGAGCCCUUCACCUUUUUUGGAGCAGUAACUCCGGAGUCUUGGUGGCACCCCGGUCUUAAUUUUCAAUGGUCGCAGCGUGUAACCUUGUACAGGCGCUACGGGCUAGACACGAUUUCAAUCGUGCCCUUCUUGUGGGGCUCUGCAAAAAUAUGGACAGCUAAUUUGGAUGUUGCCCGUCAGAUUGUGGCUGGAGGUCCCACCUCACCAUGGAUCAAACCCAAAGAAUACAGCGCGGCUCUUUUGUUGUGGGGUAUGAACCUUGCCGGCGCUGAAGGAGGGGACGUUUGGCGCCGACAUCGUCGCAUCAUGGGACCGGCAUUUAACAACAAGACAUACACCCUGGUAUGGAAUGAGACUCGACGCGUUUACAAGGAGAUGGUUGCUCAUGAGGGCUGGCUCGCGGAAGACACGAUUGAUAUACCCACGAUACAAACUUACACUUUCAAGCUGGCUUUGUUGAUCAUUGCAAGUUGCGGUUUCGGUCUGCCAUUCUCAUGGGACGAACCGCCGACUGGGUCAGAUGGUUCGAUGUCACUCCAAGAAGCACUGCGUGUCGCCUCUGAAUACAAUCUUGCUCGGACGUCUGCCCCGAAGUGGUUCUGGAAACUCCCCAUCAAGAAGUACCAAUAUGUCGAAUCUGCAAAUCGGACACUUGGAGCGUUUAUGAAGAAUCAGGUUGCUCUGAGAAAGCAGGAGAUAAGACAAGAUAUUGUUGACAACGGAAAGCUCGAGAGCGAACGAAGUGACGUGUUUUCUCGUCUCGUCCUUGCAAACGAAUCGGAGGCCGAAAAGCUUCCCCUGGAUGAAGAAGAACUGAUUGGAAAUGUGUUUGUUCUGUUAUUUGCUGGUCAUGAAACGACUGGCCACACACUAGCUGCGACACUCGGUUUCCUAGGAAUCUAUCAGGAAGAACAGGACGCAGUCUAUGAGCAAAUCAUGAAUGCUAUUGGAUAUGACCGUGAUCCUACAUUUGAAGACUAUCCUGCGCUGUACAAAGUACUAUCGGCUUUCUACGAGGCCCUUCGCCUGAUACCGGCAGGCUCCGUUAUGAUUAGGAGUGCGACAAAGGACACGACUUUGAACAUUCCAAAUGCCACAGAUAAGGAAGGCACUCAGGAUCUCUUCGUACCGAAAAAUUCUGUCGUAUGUGUCGACAUGGUCGGGAUCCAGUACAAUCCACGCUAUUACCCUGACCCACUUUCGUACAAGCCAUCACGUUGGUACGCUCAAGAGACCUCCGAAUUGCCCGACGCUUUCACAGCGUUCAGUAUCGGACCACGCGCCUGUAUUGGUCGUAAGUUUGCGAUGACCGAGGCAGUGUGCUGGCUUUCGAUGUUUUUGCGUGAUUUUAAGGUCGAGGUCGUGCUCAAUGCUGGUGAAUCACAGGAAGAGGCUCGAGACCGUGUAUUGCAGGCACAGAUGGUCAUGACUCUUGCAGUGAAACCUGUCUCGAUCAGGCUGGUGAAGAGAGCUGGUCGCAAGCAUGCCAUGUAAUCCUUCGAUAUUCUUGGAUAUUUUGUCGUUGUCUAUUUAUUAGCUUAUAGAAUAUGGUUACUGGAUAAAUACAUGUGGUUUCAUC
Molecule: messenger RNA, 1792 nt
Organism: Fomitiporia mediterranea MF3/22
Lineage: Eukaryota; Fungi; Basidiomycota; Agaricomycetes; Hymenochaetales; Hymenochaetaceae
Product: cytochrome P450
Exons: 13
Coding region: 52-1707 (551 amino acids)
Molecular function (GO): iron ion binding; monooxygenase activity; heme binding
Source: RefSeq, a predicted model, not a curated record